CACAGCCCAUAUCCGGACUCGGGUUGGGGCUCUGGCUCGCCAUAAAGCGCGUAGUGGCUCAGCGCGGGAUCGUGUAGGGCGGGCCUUUAACGCGCCGCUGCUACAGGGAUACCAAGAUGGAAAUCCAGGGGCUUUCUAAAGCCCAAAACACUCACUACCAACAUGGCGUCCCGCCUGGGACUGAUAUUUCGACUUCGGGAACGACAACGAGGACUGUUUCUAAACAAGCUCCACACGAAAACGAGAACAGCUUCGGAUCGAAAGGCGACAACAACAACAACCGGCCUUCAUCCGCUCCGCUUCGCCUGUUGGCACAAAAUGGCAGCGGUGCUCGACAAAGUGUACAACAGAAACGGAGAGAAAGUAUCAGUACGCUGUCAGAGGACGUUCAUGCUGCUCAUAUGGAGCUCUGUAACCUGAAGGUGUUGAAGGAGAAAGAAUACGGUGAUUUAGAGCUGCCGCCGGACUUCGUGAAGGCCGAGCUGAAGUAUGGAGAGGAGAAUGAGGACGGCGUGCUGCAAAUGGCGCUGCCACUUUUUGAGGGGGAGGAGGACGGAUUCACUGCGCACUGCGAACCACGACCACAACUCCCAGAUCCAGGUGUGAUGAGGGACAUAUGUUUACCUGCAAGCGACGGCACUACGAGCUCUUCCGAAGCCAAAAACCCGAAGGAAUAUUACGUUGUUUUCAAUAAAGUACAAGAAGAUGGUGUUUAUAGAGAAUCCGGAAAGAAGACUGCAGCCUCCUCCAAACCCACCUACAGACCAUCAGAGGUGCAUCAUACCCCGACCUUCUCCGAAUCACAGCACAGCAAUUUUACAGUCAAAUCUAAAUCAUCUUCCACCUGCAGUGUUGAAUGUUUGACAACCAGUUCUAAGCUAGUAAAUGAACGCGGUCCUGCCACAGGAGGAAGGCAGGAGGGUGAGAAGCGCAUUAUGGAGGGUGGAAAGAGGUCUGAUGAGAAAGUGUCUGCAGUGAUGGUUGGUACUGAUUUAGUGUCAUUAGAGCAUGCUUCAGGACAUUUAACGGAAUGUGAAACUAAAAACGACCCCCCUGAAACGCCUGCGCUUAGUACCAGCCCAGCUUUCAUGCAGGACUACGUGAACUUGUCAGGCAGUGGUAACGGAGACCCUGCCAGCGACGGGCCAUCAGAGACUUUCUCCGGGACCAUCAUGAUCAACAACCAGAGCAUCAUCGUUACUAUCGAGAACGGGGUUUUAACUCUGGCAGCCCCACCGGAGGGCUACACCUACAAGGAGGAUGCAGUGAUAAGUUUAAAAGAGCAUUUGGGGGUGAAAGAGCACGAAGACAUCGUCCUCCUGAACUAUGAGGGUGGUACUAAAUCUCUGGGGAAGAUGGCCGAGGACGAGGGCGAUGCUGUGAGCGAAUCCGAAGAACUGACGCUGACCGACGACUGCUCAUUAUCAGAGCUAGGCGCUCUGGACAACUCGGUCAAACGAGAAGAAGGCAUUGUGUGCGACUCUGAUUCAACAGCUCACUCCUCAAGAGGUCCUACUGAAGAUGACCUGCAGCCCACGAGCAUCGUCUGUUCAACUGGCUUGGCGAAGAAAGGCAUUGCGGUGUCGUACCGCUGCCCACAGCCUGGCUGCGCAUGCACUUUUGACAGCCGGCAGAAGCUCAAGAUGCACUUGGUGUUUCACGCUGAAGACCAGCGGCCUUUUAAAUGCACAGUGGAGGGCUGUGGUUGGUCCUUCACCACUUCUUACAAGCUGAAACGGCACCUGCAGUCCCACGACAAGCUACGACCCUACGAGUGCAAGUAUGAAAACUGCGGCCGCCGCUUCACCACCAUUUAUAAUCUGAAGGCACAUGCACGAGCACACGAGCAGGAGGACGCGUUUGCAUGCGAACUGUGUGGAGAAAGAUUCCGCAGCGCUACACGUCUCGCCAACCAUCAGAGGACGCACUUCGAGCCUGAACGACCCCACAAGUGCGAGUUCCCAGGAUGUGAGAAGGCCUUCAUCACCUUCAGUGCCCUGUUCUCUCACAACAGGACCCACUUCAGAGAGACUAGCCAGUUCACCUGUACAUACCCAGGCUGUGACAAGUGCUAUGACAAGGCCUGCCGCCUUAAAAUCCAUCUUCGUAGUCACACAGGUGAGAGGCCUUUUGUCUGUGACUCAGAAUCUUGUGGCUGGACUUUUACUAGCAUGUCAAAGCUGCUGCGUCACAAAAGGAAGCAUGAUGAUGAUCGGCGAUUCACCUGUCCAGAAGAAGGUUGUGGAAAGUCCUUUACUCGUGCAGAGCAUUUGAAAGGCCACAGUAUCACCCACCUGGGCACUAAGCCCUUUGAGUGCCCAGUUGAAGGAUGUAAUGCUAAGUUCUCAGCGAGGAGUAGCCUAUACAUCCAUUCUAAGAAACACCGUCAGGAUGGAGUGUCUCUGAGAAGCAGAUGUCCUGUUGCAGGAUGCACCAAGCACUUCUCAUCUCGCAGUAGCCUCAAGAGUCAUAUGCUUAAACACCACAACCUCAGCCCAGAUGUGUUGAGUCAAUUAGAAAACACAGCCACCCUGACGCCCAGCUGUGAGCUCACUAGUGCUGCUCAGAGUGCUACAACUGCUGGCACUGUUGGAACAGAGCUUAGCAGCCUGGAUCUCUCGUCACUUUUCUCUAACGUUCCCUCCGGAGCAUCCACUGUACCUACAGGGCCUACCUCACAGUCAGGCCCCGCUUCCUUCACCAUGGACAUGGCUCUUGCAAGCAGUGGGAUUCUUACUAUCGAUCCAGCUUCAGUAGGCUCAGCUUUGGGAGGAGCCAAACCUGUGGACCCUCUGAUCUUGGCUGCAGGUGGGGAUAUGGGCGUGCAUGUCCUGGAUGCAGGGGCAGGGGGUGGAGUAUUACAGCAAAAUACACUGCAGUUGGACGAUGUACAGACAGUAAACCCUGAGGCACUCGGAACAUUAACGGCCUUGGCUAUUCAGAGCACCUCUGUCGCAGAGCAGCUUCAAGCCCUGAGCUCCUCUAGCGUGUUAACUGCAGAGUCACCUUCCUCUUCUCUGACUCCACCCCUAGCUCCUUCCCUUUCUUCCUCUCUCACGUCGCCACUGUCAUCGUCUCUUGCCCCAUCUCUCACCUCCUCUCUUGUUCCGUCUCUUGCUUCUACUACAGUACCAGAGCUGCUGUCUUCCCAGGUAAAGACUGAUAUGGGGGCCAGUGAAGCAGCUGUGGGGCCAUUACUAAGUGGAGUAGAGGUCCUGAGCCAGCCAGAGAACAGCAAAGCUCUUAGUCAGUUUGUUUUCUCAAGCCACAGCAGAUCCUACAGCGGGCAGAAAGAGACUGAGAUGCCUUCAGUUGCACCUUGUGCUUUUAGUGAGAGCACUGGUUCUGCCCGCACAGACUACAGGGCCAUCCAACUGGUAAAACGGAAGAAGCAGAAAGGCCCUGCUCCGAAUUCGUCACCUGCAGGUGCAACUCAUCGGAAGUCUAAAGGGGUGAAGGGUUCCAAUGCUGCCGGGACAAUGUCUUCGGGCAGUGCUCCAUUUGUAGAAGGAACUGCAUCGACAACCAGUGCAGGUCUCACUAUCCGAGACCCGGUCACUGGAGUACAGUAUGUACAGAUUCAGAUACUUCAGGAUGAACCGGCUACGGAUGGAGAUUUGGCUUUCCAGCUCAGUUCGCAGACUUCCACAUCUCAUUCCCAGCUAACAGUUGACCUGCCUGUCAAUAUAUUGCAGGAGCCUUCUGCCAUGACUGAGGAUGAUAACAGAUCUGAUAACUCUCAGUUCACUGGCAGCACCAUUAACCUACAGGACCUGGAAUAAUGAACUCGUCUAAGAGACAGCAAAAGAUCCUAGUAGACAUACAGACAGUUGUAUUUUCCUCUUAAUUCCUACCUUCACAAAAGGAAUCAGGUUUCAAUGUCUGCCAUCAGGGUAUUUGUCUAUUGGUGGUUUUUUGUGUGUGUGUGUGUGUGUGUGUGUGUGUGUGUGUAGGUUUUUAAUAUACAUCCUAAUUCCACAAUUCCAAGAUAUAUAUUUGUAUUUGACCAGGAAUAAAGUUAUUUCAUGUGCUUCAUGUAUUAGUUAAGUUUCCUUUGUAGAGAACAUGAACUUUUAUUGGUAAAAGAUUACUUACAAGCCAUUAGACUUUGAUAUAUUCCAUUUCAAAUUCGAUAUACACUUUGAAUUGGGGAACAUAAUCUCGUAUGACAGCUGCUUGAUAAAUCUGAUAUAUUAAGACUCGAUAUGUUUAAGCAGGAUUAUGUAAAUGAAUGAGUGAAUGUGAAACAGCACAAUAGGUUAUCAUUGCUUGUAAGAUUUAUUAUUACAGUAACAUAUCCAUCAAAAUAACUCUUUGUCGUUAGCAUUGUCUUGAGUUUCUAUUCAAGUCCUGAGGAGCACAGCUUUUAUUGUCAUGAAAAGCUUUUUUUGUUCCAGUUGCUUUUGUUGCUUAUUUUUGUAUGGUUUUGUAUAAAACAUGAAAAUGUCUUUUUAUGUGUGUAUGAAAGUAUUACACAAGAUUAAAAAUGGCUCUCCUCUCCUAUUUAAGAUAUUCUGUGAGGGGGGAGUCAUAGAAUCAUGAGUCAUUUGUAAAUAUUGUGUAUGUAUAAACUCGUAAUUCAAUUACUGUUUUCAUAAGAACUUUUGAUACAUAAUACACGUGCACUUAUGUCUAGGCUAUCUUUCUGUUAAGAUCCUUGAAUAAUAAAGUGUUUGCUGUUGCUGAUUUA
Molecule: messenger RNA, 4690 nt
Organism: Silurus meridionalis
Lineage: Eukaryota; Metazoa; Chordata; Actinopteri; Siluriformes; Siluridae
Product: zinc finger protein ZXDC
Exons: 9
Coding region: 117-3782 (1221 amino acids)
Biological process (GO): regulation of transcription by RNA polymerase II
Cellular component (GO): nucleus
Molecular function (GO): transcription coregulator activity
Source: RefSeq, a predicted model, not a curated record